Octodon degus (degu) is the source of this 4534-nucleotide messenger RNA. RefSeq names its product syntaxin 16 (gene Stx16). The record is from RefSeq and is a predicted model, not a curated record. The transcript has 9 exons. NCBI's taxonomy places the organism in Eukaryota, Metazoa, Chordata, Mammalia, Rodentia, Octodontidae. Gene Ontology annotation, molecular function: SNAP receptor activity; SNARE binding. Gene Ontology annotation, biological process: vesicle-mediated transport; vesicle fusion; intracellular protein transport. Gene Ontology annotation, cellular component: endomembrane system; SNARE complex; membrane. Bases 822 to 1802 code for a protein of 326 amino acids.
GGCCAGGGGGGAACGCCAGCACCCAGGACCGCAUUACGGAAACGGCCCAGGGCUUGGCAGCCUUCAGAUCCGGGGAUGGAGGGAGCCGGAGAAGAGGAGUGAGGAGGCCGGGGAGGCAGGCCCUGCUGACCUCCUGAGGCAGGCAGCCUGCUGGCAGUGAAGGGCCAGGCCGCCAGGAAAAAAAAAAGGGAGCAGGAGGUCGAGCUGUGGCUUUGAAAGCUCAGCUUCCUUCGGAGAGAGAGCUGCAGGCUCUUGCUAGUUCAGGGCUCGGGCCUGGUUCGGGUUUUCGACCAGGAAACAAAAAUCAAUUCUCUGGUGGGAAAAGUGAAUGAGUCAGAGCCCAGACUCAGGACAGGGCUUAAACACUCCAAAAACCAAGUUAGGGGUAGAAGUAAAGCCCUCUUAAGCCCUCUAGGGCAGCUCACAGAUUAAGGCUGGGCAGGGGGCUUCAGAUCCUCCCCUAGUGCAGUGGGAUUGGCGAGUCAGACGCUUGUAGAUCGAAGGUUGGAUUGGGGAGGGGUCUCUGGGUCGUUGGUUUGCUCAGCAAGGAUUGGGGGGAUUCAGGUGCUUAGAGAUCGAAUUCAGGCCUUGGGUAGGGGGAGUCAGACAAUUGGAAAGCCUAGGUGGUUAUUUGGGGAGGGGUCUUCGCGUUUGGUGGAGAGCAUAGCUGAGCUUUUACAGCACUCAGGCCUGGGAUCUCGUCCAGAGGGGCGUCUGUGAAAGGGUGGGCCAGCCAGGCCAGACCAAGAGGGAGAAAGUGAAUAAAUCGGACUCUGAGUGGGUGGGGGGCACCCUGAGAGGGGGGUCACAAAGGGUGAGCCAUGGCCACCAGGCGUUUAACCGACGCUUUCUUGUUGUUGCGGAAUAAUUCCAUCCAAAACCGGCAGCUGUUAGCCGAGCAAGUGAGUAGUCACACCACCUCCAGCCCUCUGCAUUCACGUAGCAUUGCUGCGGAGCUGGACGAGCUUGCCGACGACCGCAUGGCGCUGGUGUCAGGCAUUAGCUUAGAUCCAGAAGCAGCCAUUGGCGUGACAAAACGGUCCCCUCCAAAAUGGGUGGAGGGCGUGGAUGAAAUACAGUACGAUGUCGGCCGGAUUAAGCAGAAGAUGAAAGAAUUAGCCAGCCUGCAUGACAAGCAUCUAAACAGACCUACCCUGGAUGACAGCAGCGAGGAGGAGCACGCCAUUGAAAUAACCACCCAGGAGAUCACCCAGCUCUUCCACAGGUGCCAGCGUGCCGUGCAGGCCCUGCCCAGCAGAGCUCGAAGGGUCUGCUCAGAGCAGGAGGAGCGGUUGCUGCGGAACGUGGUGGCCUCCCUGGCGCACACCCUGCAGGAGCUCUCCACCAGCUUCCGGCACGCACAGUCUGGCUACCUCAAACGCAUGAAGAAUCGAGAGGAAAGAUCCCAGCAUUUUUUUGACACAUCAGUACCACUAAUGGAUGAUGGAGACGGUAAUGCUCUGUACGAUCGGGGUUUCACGGAUGACCAGCUGGUGUUGGUGGAGCAGAAUACACUGAUGGUGGAAGAGAGGGAGCGAGAGAUCCGCCAGAUUGUGCAGUCUAUUUCUGACCUGAAUGAAAUCUUCAGAGACUUGGGAGCCAUGAUUGUAGAGCAGGGUACGGUCCUCGAUAGAAUUGACUAUAACGUGGAGCAGUCCUGUAUCAAAACUGAAGAUGGCUUGAAGCAGCUUCACAAGGCAGAACAGUACCAAAAGAAGAAUCGGAAGAUGCUUGUGAUUUUAAUAUUAUUUGUCAUCAUCGUUGUCCUCAUUGUUGUCCUCGUUGGUGUGAAGUCUCGCUAGUGACCUUGGGUUCGCUGUGUGCCACCUCAUGGAUUCCCUCACAUGGGGGCUCAGCCGCACCCACCUGCUGCAUGCCAAGGUGCAGCCAGCGGGCUGGGGCACGGCGGCGAAGCUUCCAUAGAGUCCUCCUCGCUGUUGUGCUCCAGGGAGGGGAAGGGGCCUUUGGUUUUUGUUUCCAUCACUGUCAAGUCUUUAAGGACCCUUGACACUGUUGCAGAAUAGAGAUUGGUUCUGUGAUCAACUAUAAUAGAUAUAUAUAUAUAUAUAUAUAUUUUUUUUUUUUUUGGAAAGUGAAAACGAGUUGCAAGUUUACAGGCACUGCUGAAGCUGCUCAGUGCUAUGUGUGUGGAUGCUAUUUUUUUAGCAGUUAUGUCUGAGCAGCAUGCUAAAAUAAUUUUUGGAAAAAAAUUUUUAAGCCAUUUGAUUUUUAAGAAAUUUGGUACCAAAAAUUUAUGAGUAGAGGCAAAAAUGCCUCUUCAUUUUUCUCUAUAUAUUUUCCAGUUGAAAACAAACUAAGAAGUCCUUUCAGAAUUUAUAAUGCGUUCUCCAUUAACUUAAUUUAGCUUUUCCAUCACUGUUAAUGAUCAGAGUAACAAAGUGUGAAAAAUAAGAAACCAUCAUUGAUGUUAAUUAACACAUAUAGAUGGGCCAGUUAAAACAGCUUCAUAAGUUUAAAUUAAUUGUAAAUAGAGUAUUCCUCACUGAAAUCCCUUGCACUGCAUUUCCACUGUAUACCGAAAGGGGUUACCAAGCAAAAGCAUCAGAAUUUGGAAGUUGGUGAUUUGAACCAACCUCACAUUAAAGGAGAGCUUGAUCGUGUCACAGAGUCACCAGACUGAGCAAGUGUGCCUCUCUGGGUGUCCCCAGCCACCUCUCCUCAAUCCACUGCUAACUACAUACUGACCUGUUCAGACCAGACUCCAUUUAAUGAACUGUGAAUUGACACAGAGGCCAUUUUCAAUGGGUUACCCCAUUUAGGAUUAGUGGGUCUCAAAUUAUUAACCAAACAUCACUCCAUUUCAAUGUAAAAUGUUUCACCAGUGAUUUGAUUUAUUGGCCUUCCAUUGCCACUUAGCAGUGCCCAGAAAGUAGGCAUACUCCUGACAAUCUGGACUGGAAAGUCCUCUUGCGCGAGCAUGGGUUGCCAGCGCAGGCCCCCCGCUUACCUCCCUCUUAUCACUGCUGUGGUGCUUGAGUCUGUUCUUGGACCUGUAUUGUGGGGAGUGAUGAUCCCUUUGCAAAUGGCAGUUGUUCAUGUCUCAUUUGCCCUGUUUGAGUUGAUAUCAGUAUAAUUUUGGUGGCUUUUGUGUAAUUUUUGAUGGCUUUUUCAUUGUUUCUGCUCCUCUUAAAAAAUUUAAGACGAGCGUGACCCCAUUAAAUGUGUUACAUUGUAUGUAGGCCAGUCACAUCAAUGGCCUCUUCAAGAAUUGCUUCUGAAGUAGCUUCCAGAAACUUCCGCUCAAGUCAUCUGAACAGACCGUGUCUUGACCCAAGCUUCCCACCUUGUACCCGCCUCCGGCAGCCUCCUGCCGGCUCACUGCUGCAGGCUGAGAGCGCGGAGAGCCCAGAGAAGUGCCCAGCAUUCCUGGGUGGACAUGGGUCAGCAAAGAAGUGCGGAGAAGUCAUUUCCUCCUUCACCUCUGAAGGGGGGCCUGCGGAGUUGGACUGUGACUUAGGGAACUCACCUGAAAAACAGUUCAUGGAGGUCAUGCUGGGUAACAGAAGUUUCUGAAAACACCUGGUCUUACCAACCCUCAAAGGAAAUUGAUUCUUUAAGAGAGGACCAACAUUUAUUUAUAUAUAUUUCCCCAAAUAGAGUAAUUUGUGUUGCUUUGCCCCAAAACCCAACCGGGUAACAUAAAGGAUCAGAUUAGAAGUGUUUGAAGAAGCUUGUGUGAGGGCAGGGGAACUGGCCUCGCGCAGCAGUGACUGGUGCUGUGGGAUGGGAGACACAUGGGCCAGCCUGGAGCGGGCCCAGAGCCUAUGCCUGAUCUGCUGGGGUCUUUAAGCCACUGUACUUUUCUUUUGAGCCUGUAUUUGGGGGAAGACUAGUAGCAUUUGAGAAAGUAAAGGAAAAUGGAUAAUCAUGUCCUGGUACCUCAGGGUAAUUCCCCCUGAAAGAGAUGGGGUCCUUGGCCUGCCCAUAGGCAUGCCCUUUCGUCCCUGCUGGCUGCGGAGGUGACAAUCACCCAGGCCAGACUCUCCACUGGCCUGGGACCGCCCUCCAGGAAGGGGCCUGGCACAGGUGGCCCUGCUUUGGGCACCUGGGCCUAGCCCCAGAGCCCCGUCCCUUCGUAAGAGUCCUGGCUCCUGUCCCUGGAGCAGGCAUGCUCAUGCGCAUUGUGCAAAGCCCUGGUCCUUGCCGAGGCUGCACCUGGAAACUGCUGUCUGUUCUUCCGCUCGGGGUGGGUGGUGUGCUGGCCAGGCCACGUUGCGUGAAGCCGUGUGUGUCUCUAAUUUAACGGAUUUACCACUUUCUCUGCUAAUUGAGAAAGCAUUAUUUAUUUGUUUUGACACAAGUGCUUGCAGUGUUUUAUCCCAGUUAAUGGCUUCUUAAAGGUAAUAAAACCCUUCAACCUAAUUGGUCAGAUAAGACUUUUUUCUUAUAUGCUUAAAUAAAGCAAUUAGUGAAGCACUUCUACCCAAAAUGACUUUUUUUGUCCUUUUUAAAAAAUUAAUUUACUUUUACUGGAAACUUUUUGUACAAUAAAGCAAUCAUGCAGAUUAAAGAA